Messenger RNA from Triticum dicoccoides, 494 nucleotides. Its product is annotated as pistil-specific extensin-like protein. NCBI's taxonomy places the organism in Eukaryota, Viridiplantae, Streptophyta, Magnoliopsida, Poales, Poaceae. The coding region runs from base 30 to 494 and encodes 154 amino acids. The transcript has 3 exons. The record is from RefSeq and is a predicted model, not a curated record.
UCGUCCCCGUCGAACCCCCCUCACCGACGAUGGCCAGGAGGAUAAGACCUCCACCGAGCCACCCCCUCCUAGAUAUUUUCUUCCCCCGCCUCCGCCCACUUCCACAUGCCCCAGAUCCACUUCCCCUCCUCUCCCUCGCCCGCUCCCUUCUCCUCCCGCGCGCCCUGACCGGUCCUGUGGUCGCCGGCGUGCACCACCGCGCCGAGCGCCGCCUCCACUCCCCUUCGAUGUGCCCACGACCCGCGCCACCGUCGUCCACGUCGCGUGCGCUACCGGAUCGCAGCCGAAGAGGAACACCACCGCCGCCUGCGUCUUCGUCCCCAAUUACGGCAGUCGCGUCCUCGCCGUCGAUCCGCGUCAUCUCGUCCACCCCGGCCCCGUACGAGCUCGCCACCGACCUCCCCUUGAUGGUGGAUCCCUGGAGCCAGAUGCCACCGCCGAUGGAUGCUGCUACCCUAACAUAUCUGAGCAGUGAUAAUUUCCUGGUUAGGUGA